CCUCCCCCGCUCGUAUAAUUUGCAACCUCACCUCUUUGUGUUUAUUGUCAUUUGAUGCGUUUCAAAGCUCCAUUGCGCGCUUUGAGAGCAAAAGCCUCUCGCGCUGGUUAACUUUAACAACGGGCAGUAAGUUGUGCGCAAUUACGCAAUCAAUCGGCUUUUGAAAAUGAUACGCGCGUCUCGUCGUUGACUUGCUAUAAGUUGAAAGCUGAUUUGGGGCGUCAAAUGCGGCAGGUGUUACCUUUAGGACCCCGCGGGCGCAAAAAAAAAAAAGAAGAAAGAGAAAGAAGGAAGACAGCGCUUGCCUCGGUGUUUUGGAGCCAUGAUCGAACGUCUCCGCUUGAUGCUCUUCUGCAGCGCAACAAGCUGAGCAAUUGCGCAGAGUCUCGUCUUUUGAACAAAAAAAAGCACUUUGUCAUUUAAAGUGUUUUUGUAACCCCGAUUCAAGCGACAUCAUUCUGGCAGCAUAAAGUGCCGCCUUGUCGCCGUGCGCCACAAUUGCUGGAAAUGUGUUAAAAGUUGCAAAAAAAAAAAAAAAAAGAAGACCGAAUACGUCGUCGUCGCCGUCGUCGUCGCGGAGAACUUGUUGAACGACGGCAGCCCCCGUGGUUCCAAACGCCAGCGCGGGGAGCUCAAACCGCCACGUGCGACGGCCUCUCGGCGCAUCGCGUCUGACCUCAGAGCAAACAAGCGACCCGUCGAAAACACACGUUGGGUACAACCGGAGCGUCCGCGCGGAGGCUAAUGACGGAAAGGACGCCGCGGUGGUCGUCGACCACGAGGCUCAUCUAAAUCGGCCCGAGACGCGCUUUCAAACCCGAAAAAGACGAGGAGGAGGAGGAUUCGCCUGAAAGAUGAUCUUGAGCGUCCUGCUCGCUCUGCACGCCGUCUACGGCGGCGUAGCCCACGCCGUGCAGCAUUACCCCGCGGCGUGGGGACACUACGACGUGUGCAAGUCGCAGAUCUACACGGAGGAAGGCCUGGCGUGGGACUAUAUGGCUUGUCAGCCGGAAGCCACCGACAUGACAAAGUAUCUGCGGGUGGCCCUCGACCCGCCCAACAUCACGUGCGGGGAUCCGCCGGAAACCUACUGCGCUCUGGAGAACCCGUACAUGUGUAACAACGAGUGCGACGCGAGCACCGAGGAGUUGGCUCAUCCGCCCGAGCUGAUGUUUGACUUUGAGGGUCGCAACCCCACCACCUUCUGGCAGUCCACCUCAUGGAAGAAAUACCCCAAGCCGCUGCAAGUCAACAUCACGUUGUCGUGGAACAAGACCGUCGAGCUGACCGACGACAUCGUGCUCACUUUCGAGUCGGGCCGGCCGGAGCAGAUGGUUCUGGAGAAGUCGCUGGACUACGGCCGGACGUGGACGCCCUACCAGUUCUACGCCACCGACUGUUUGGACGGCUUCACCAUGGAGCCGAAGACGGUGGGCGACCUCACCCAGCGCACCCUGCUGGACAUCAUCUGCACCGAGGACUACUCGCGGGGCUACGUUUGGAAGAACGACAAGACGGUUCGCUUUGAGAUCAAGGAGCGCUUUGCCCUGUUCGCCGGGCCUCGCCUGCACAACAUGGCCUCCUUGUACGGUCAGCUGGAUACCACCAAGAACCUGAGGGACUUCUUCACCAUAACCGACCUGAGGAUUAAGCUGCUGAAGCCGGCCACCGGUGCCACGACGGUGGACGAGAACAACCUGUCCAGAUACUUCUACGCCAUCUCCGACAUCAAAGUACAGGGGAGGUGCAAGUGCAACCUGCACGCCAACAGCUGCGUGUUCGACAAGGGGAAGCUGGGCUGCGAGUGCGAGCACAACACCACGGGGGCCGACUGCGGCCGCUGCAAGAGGCACUACCACGGCCGGGCCUGGAGCGUGGGGUCCUACCUGCCCAUACCCAAAGGGACCGCCAAUAUAUGUAUUCCCAGCAGUCACGGACCUGCGCAUCGAGCAAACGCGUCAUCGCUUGGCGUCGCAAAUCGUAACCAAGCGCGCGUGUGUGACAACGCUAUGCUCCGCUGUCAGAACGGCGGCACGUGCCACCACCACCAGCGUUGCCACUGCUCCCCGGGCUUCACCGGUGUCCUCUGCGAGAGGGUCCGCUGCCAGGGCCCCGGCGAGUGUGACAAGCAACUGUCGGGACGGGCCAGCCGCCGCCAUCUCGCCACUUGGCGUUUUGUCCUCGCCUCGCUCUUACUGAUUGUUUCUCUUUGCUGAGUAACCAAAACCCCUAAAAAAAAUAAUAAAUACAUAGAUCAAAUCAAAUAAAAAAGGACAUGAACGCAACGAGGCGGACCUCUGGACUUCUGGACGGGGCGGACCUCAGUGAGCUCGCGAAUCUUUUGUACGUGUCAGGACGGAGUAGUCUCGGAGUAUCUCGGAGUAGUACGCGAGAUGGACCGAUGAAACGUCACUGCUGUCUUGUGAUCUCACGCAGGAAACAACUCUUAUAUGGCGUGAUUUGCGGUCGGAGCUACCCGCAAACUGUAUAAAGCUACACAUGUUCUAAGAAAUAUCAGAAAGAAGAGCGCGAUGGGGUGUCGACCGUUGACGAAAAUGUACAAAUCUUGACCUUCCGGAGAUUUCAUAACCCUUUCACAAAAUACAGACUUCCUUUUUAGGAUAGACCUGUCGGAUGAGCAAUGACAAAUAGAAGGAUGGCGUGUCAGAAACGUUCUCUGUUGCAAAUGAUAGCGUUCAAAUCAGAUUCACCGAAAGCCAUCGUUGUCAUCAGAGAGACUCGUUUGAGUGACUUGAAGACUUUCCAUGACGACGGGGCAGCGGAGGAUCGGACUUUGGCAGCAAUACCGAUUCGAUCCAGAAAAGGAGCCACAGCAAAGAACCAGACAGAAGUUGUUCAAAGAGGAAAAACGAAAUAAAUGACCGUAUUUUCCAGACUAAAAGGCGAACUGGAUGUGGCGCACCUUCAAUGAAUGGCCUAUUUUGUCUUUCCCUACAUUGGGCGCACCGCUUUAUAAGACGCAAUCUACAAGGCAUCCACUAGAUGGAGCUGCGCUCAAGGAAACGCCAACAGAACGAUCAGAUAUUUCAUAAAGCAGCGGCAUUUUGGGGUUGAAAUAUUACCGUCAUGAUCAUCCACAAAGCGCAUCACAUUUUAAGGCGCUCUGUGAGCUUUUGGGGAAAAUACGGUAAGCACUUGGGUUUUCUUUUCCACGCAGGCUCCCGGCACAAACUCUCGACAGCCAAUUUACAGCAAGAAUGCAGCAAUCUCCGGUCGUUUUGUAAAUAGAAGCCCCUUUCACGCUGUUCUCACGCAUUCAGAUGCGGUCAUUCGAUGUCUGGGAACGGCCAAAAUUGCUUCCACCUCCGUGAGGGGUCCGGUAAUAAGUCGUAUGGUGGUAAAUUCAACCCGGCAUUCUAAAUGGACACGUUUACACGUACGGGACGGCGAAACACGACAAAGGCAGCUAAGAUGGCAAGGGUGAAAGGGGCGAGACACAACUGCAGAACGGACUUUCUUGUCUUUGCACAACUGCCGUCAUUCAUUCUUUGAUAUAACGUCAGAAGAUCGCAAGUUUGUAGGUCGAUUCCGACAUCGCUACUUUACACACACACACACACGGGACAGUGACGCGAGAAAACAAAAAAAAUGUCCUGGAUUGAAAUGAGAAGGUAGAAGGUGACAUAUGGGCUCUAUAUUGGCGUAAUGUCACUCUGGUUUUGCUUUCAGCCUGGGGAGACUUUCACACCGCCUUUGUGGUUAAUUGUCACAUGGCAGAGUCGUCAUUUUAUCGCCUCCACCUUUCCAGCGACACUUCCGUUCAACACAAAAGGGUGAAGGCAACGAGUCUGCGAUGUCGAGCUUGACGCUGAUCGCGGGUCAGGGG
Hippocampus zosterae (dwarf seahorse) is the source of this 3847-nucleotide messenger RNA. Its product is annotated as netrin-G1-like. The transcript is spliced from 7 exons. The coding region runs from base 855 to 2216 and encodes 453 amino acids. Lineage: Eukaryota; Metazoa; Chordata; Actinopteri; Syngnathiformes; Syngnathidae. The record is from RefSeq and is a predicted model, not a curated record. Gene Ontology annotation, molecular function: cell-cell adhesion mediator activity.